This is a messenger RNA of Carya illinoinensis, 369 nucleotides long. RefSeq names its product protein MKS1-like. The record is from RefSeq and is a predicted model, not a curated record. Gene Ontology annotation, cellular component: nucleus. Lineage: Eukaryota; Viridiplantae; Streptophyta; Magnoliopsida; Fagales; Juglandaceae. Bases 1 to 369 code for a protein of 122 amino acids. The transcript has a single exon.
AUGAAUUCGAUUGCUGAGAACCCUCUUUUGAGCUCCCAAAUGAGAAAGCAGUUGCAGGGUCCGAGGCCUGCACCUGUGACAGUGAGCAAAAGUUCCAUAAAGAUCAAAAAGCCAUUUCCAAGUGGGAAAAGCCGUUCUCCAGUUAUAAUAUAUCUGCAAUCUCCCAAGGUCAUUCACGUUAGACCUGAGGAGUUUAUGUGUACUGUGCAACGCCUUACGGGGAAUCAAGCGCAUAGUGUUGCUGCUGCUUCUUCGCAUUCCUACUCUUCUACCUCUUGUGUGAUGCCGGCCGAUGAAACCACGGGCAUGGGAAGCUCAAGCAAUGGCAAGGUACAGAAACAUAAUGGUGGGGUAGCGAUAUGGUGUUGA